Exserohilum turcica Et28A is the source of this 1395-nucleotide messenger RNA. RefSeq lists its product as uncharacterized. The coding region runs from base 1 to 1395 and encodes 464 amino acids. Gene Ontology annotation, biological process: regulation of transcription by RNA polymerase II. The record is from RefSeq and is a predicted model, not a curated record. The transcript has 5 exons. Gene Ontology annotation, molecular function: RNA polymerase II cis-regulatory region sequence-specific DNA binding; DNA-binding transcription factor activity, RNA polymerase II-specific. Lineage: Eukaryota; Fungi; Ascomycota; Dothideomycetes; Pleosporales; Pleosporaceae. Gene Ontology annotation, cellular component: nucleus.
AUGGCUGCUGUUGUUGCACCUCAUCAAACUCCUGGUCUUUGGCAAGAACGACGGGAACCAUCCUUCCAGAUGCCAUCCAGCAUGCACCAAUCGAGCAUGAUGCCCCAGUACGACGCUACACGCUCCGUCACCAGCGCACCCGUCUCCCGCAGCUUCCAACCCACAUCCACCCAGAUGGACAUGAGCAUGCCUCUGUACACGUCAAACGGCCUCCCCACCUCGGCCCCCUACCAGUCGGGAGGAGCAUUCGCAUAUGACCCGGCCUCAGUGAACCCCUACACCAUGCCGCAGUCCUCAUACUACUCAUCGAGCAUCCCCAACCCCGUCUCGUAUCCGCCAUCUUCCGAUGUCCAGUCACUGCCCACGGUACGCGAUGGCCGCAACCUGUUCAACCCCAUGGUCAAGGCUGAGAGCACUUCGCCACUGCAGUCAAAUCCCAUCUACAACAACAGCAACAGCGACACAAACUACUCGGCAGACUGCAAGCGCUCCAACUCGGAGCCCACAGAAAGCAACACUGUCAACUUUUCGACCGAUGUCGACACUCUGAUGAGGGCCAUCCAGGCCAAGCAGACAAAUGCCCCGGAGCCAACAGAGCCCAAGGACGAAACCACCAAGCCUUCGCAGAAACCCCGAAAACGAUACCAGUGCACAGUGCCCAACUGCAACAAGAGCUUCUACCAGAAGACACACCUAGAGAUCCACAUCCGUGCCCACACUGGAGCUAAGCCAUUUAACUGCAAGGCUCCAGGCUGUGGACAGUCCUUCUCCCAGUUGGGCAACCUCAAGACGCACGAGCGAAGGCAUACUGGCGAGCGCCCAUACAGCUGUGACAUCUGCGGAAAGACAUUUGCUCAGCGCGGCAACGUACGCGCACACAAGAUUGUCCAUCAACAAAUCAAGCCAUUCACCUGCAAGCUCGACGACUGUGGCAAGCAAUUCACCCAGCUUGGCAAUCUCAAGUCACAUCAGAACAAGUUUCACGCUGCCACACUCAGGUACCUAACCACCAAGUUUGCCACGAUCAGCAUGGGUGACUGGGUGUCCAAGGAGGACAAGGAGCUCUGGGAAUACUUUGCCUCGCUCUACAAGAACUCCAACAAGGGCAUCAAGGGACGCGGAAAGGACCGUCGCAUUUCGGCCAUGUCAUCUUCGGCGUCGUCAUACCCAUCGUCGUACGCGGCGCUACCCAUGAGCUCACUGUCGCGAAGUUUCGGUGGCCCGUUCCACCAGCACAGCAGCGAACGCAGCAGCCGAAGCUCUUCCAUGUCAUCAGACAGCAUCCAGCGAGUCGACAGUGGAUAUGAUUUCAACGUGCCCAUGCCCACGGGCUACCAUCAACCGCCAGCGAGUGGGUACGACGAUAUGGUGUUCCCCGAGCGCAAGCUUUAUUAG